This is a messenger RNA of Trichoplax adhaerens, 528 nucleotides long. RefSeq lists its product as uncharacterized. Gene Ontology annotation, biological process: inner mitochondrial membrane organization. Bases 1 to 528 code for a protein of 175 amino acids. NCBI's taxonomy places the organism in Eukaryota, Metazoa, Placozoa, Uniplacotomia, Trichoplacea, Trichoplacidae. The record is from RefSeq and is a predicted model, not a curated record. The transcript is spliced from 2 exons. Gene Ontology annotation, cellular component: mitochondrial inner membrane.
AUGGAGGACUUGAGCGAGUUGAAUGAUUCGCCAAGCUGCGCCAUUAUUCGAGAGAUUUAUGAUUCAGAAAAUUCACAUGAACAAUUCGAACUAGAUCUAGAAAAUGCACUAGAAGCUCGUUAUGAUGUCAUCGUUAUCGAGCCAGCCAGUAUUGGCGAUGAGACAUCACGUUGGAUAACAGUUGGUAAUUGCCUACAUAAAACUGCAGUCAUAGCUGGAAUUGGCUGCUUAUUUAGCCCUCUUUUCUUGCCUACAAGUUGGAAAGUGCUUAGCUUUUCGUCGGGUGCUGUUAGUGUAACUUCAGCUUCAAUCUAUGGUUUAUCAUGGCAAUUUGAUCCAUGUUGUAAAUAUCAAUUGGAACGUGAUUCUUUAAAAUUGGCCAAAUUGGCUUUACCUAAUUUAACUUCAUCCUCGCCUGUCAUUUUAGUGCGAAAAGAUGAUUCGUAUAGAAAAAAAUUACAAAAUUUCUUUGCAAUUGCAUCAGCAUGCUACUGUGCCUUGACGUUAUAUAAAUGGCUAAGAGCUUGA